UACCCUUCAUUUUCACCACUAAUUACGAACGACUCCACAACCCCAUUCAACUUGAGCUUCACAUAGAAAGAAAAGUACAGCGUUACAGCUAGUUUACAGGUGGGACUGUAACUAGGUUGCUGUUGUUGAUGUUCUCUCUACUCUAAUCACUAUUUGAUUUAAGCUCCAACUUGCACAAACAUGGAGACGCUAAACCUGAAAAGGCUACUAAUAAAACAACCGUAGUAACGGAACCUGAUGUGAAACACCACACCACACGCUCACCCUCUCUCUCUCUCUCUCUCUCCAUUGAUAACCAACCUGAGAAGCUCUGUUUCAGGUAGAUAUACAGCUUCAGGUAGAUAUACUUGUCUCUGAUACGAAACAGAGGAUCUGUUUUGUAGUUAUUGUGAUCCAAUCCAACAGUUCUCUUUUUCUCUCGAUUCAAUCACAAAUCGGUAGAAUCUUUUCUGGUAGUUAUGGCUGAAGUGAACAGUGUAAUCAAGAUUGGUCAAACUGAGUUUUGUAGACAGAAAUACGAAACCCCGUCAAAUGGUUUGUGGAGAUUCUCACCGGAGCAGACGAACCAGGGAGAAACUCAGUUAUUCCUUAGCUCUGAAGAACCGGACCUCAAUCUGGGACUCUCUUUAAACGGACUUUACGCCAGAAGCUCCAAAGAAAAGAAUCUGAUUCGGUCAUCGUCGUCCGUCGCCGGAUUUCUCGCUCAAGACCGAGUUCUCGGAUACUCCACCCACCGGCAAGAAGGUUCUUUCCUUUCUCUCUCAAGAUCUUGCUCGCUUCCGGCGGAGACGAACGAGACGGCGAUCAAGCUCAGGGACUUGCAGACGAUGAGAAGAAUGGCGGCCAAGAAGAGAUUGGUUGAGAAACAGAGAAAUUGUAGGGAAGCCCUUGACGAAGAUAAGCCUCCUCUGGCACCGGCACCAGCGCCGGAGACGGCAGCUUGGGCGGCCGCUUCUGCAGCGAAAAGCGCCGCACUUAGUCGCGCCAUUAGUAAGAUCAAAACUCAGGGAUAUGUAUCCAGUAACUAUCGACAAUUAGAAGGACAUGAAUUCCUAACUUCUGCUAGAGACAGCACUGAGUCCAAUUCGCGACAUGAGCAAAGAUAUGCCGUGGAACCUCCGAUGGUUGCCUCCUCAGAGGAGGUGACCGGAGACAGAAGUGUUGAGUCUUCGGACAAUGAGCCAAAGCAUAGUCCAUUGAAGAAGCUCAAAGUUUCAAAUGGCAUAAAGGCCAUGGACAAUUGGAUGGAUGUGAUGAACAGAAUGCCUAGUGUGACAACCACUGGGGAUGGUCCUAAUGGGAGGAGAAUAGAAGGGUUUUUGUACAAGUACACCAAAGGUCAAGUGAGCAUUGUAUGUGUUUGCCAUGGAAGCUUCCUCUCCCCGGCCGAAUUCGUCAGGCAUGCCGGAGGCAAGGAGGUCGUGAAUCCUAUGAAACAUAUCCAUGUCUGCACUGCGUAUCGCUUGUAGAUCAAACAUCAAUCAGUGGUGGUGGUAGCAUUUUUUUGUCACCCCUUUUAUCAACAAUGUUUUGACUAGCGAUGAGAACUAAGAAGCUCAGCUAUUAAUUUUUUUUUUAGAAUUUAACUAAAUCUUCCUUUUAUGCUUAGGUUAGAAUUAAUAUCUAGAUUUCUGGUGAAUGGAUGAAUCAGCUGUUUGAUCAUGUUCUUACUUUUGGUAGUCCUUCCUCUGAAAAAGAGGUAUCACAAAAGAUAGAGAAAAAAUGUACUAAGUAAAGUCAACAAAUGAUUUAUGCGCAUCUUCUUAUACGACAAGUUUUACAUUGUCGUUUUCUAUGUAUCAUUUUACCUUUUGAAUUGUGACAUCAUUUUAAGAUUAA
Humulus lupulus (European hop) is the source of this 1839-nucleotide messenger RNA. Its product is annotated as ninja-family protein AFP3-like. Gene Ontology annotation, biological process: signal transduction; negative regulation of DNA-templated transcription; response to abscisic acid. Gene Ontology annotation, cellular component: nucleus. Bases 459 to 1469 code for a protein of 336 amino acids. NCBI's taxonomy places the organism in Eukaryota, Viridiplantae, Streptophyta, Magnoliopsida, Rosales, Cannabaceae. The transcript is spliced from 3 exons. The record is from RefSeq and is a predicted model, not a curated record.